UCCAUGUCGAAGUAUCAUUCUCUUACUUUCUGUUGACAUAAACAGCAGGACUGAGUCGCUUAAACUAAACAACGCGUUGUUUCUUUAAUGCAGCAUCCAAAAAACAAUACGCGGUUUUUAAUAUCCAUCCCUGGAGGAAGCACGUCUUCGCUGUAGGGAAAAUGGUUUAGUGUUUAUUUAUUUAUAUUUAUCCGCAUUCAUGGCCGCCGACAAUAAAAUUAAUUUCUGGAGGAGGAACGCAAAGGAUCCAGGAAGUCAGAGGCCUAUCUACGGGGCGAGGUACCCACCUGUGGACCCUCGGGUACUCUGCUCGUUCCUUAAAGACACUCCAAAGACGGACGCCGUGAGCGUCAGAUCAAAGAAGCCAGCUACGUUCCACGAGUUCGCACGUAGCACCAACGACGCCUGGGACAUUGACGAUGAGGAAGACGCCAGUUACUUCACUCCACUUGCACAUUCCGCUACUGUUCCUGUGCAGUCGCACUCCACAGUCAAAGCACCUCGUCUGAAAGAGACCAACUGCGUGACGGAUAAAGAACCAGAUCCCAGCCCAGGAAGCGUAGAUGUCCAGCGAGAUCAGCUGAAGACUGACAGUGAGUCGGUUAGUGGCAGGGUAGUGAAGUCCUGCAGUGACAUCCAGCUGAACAGCAAUUCAGAGCGCAGCACUCUACAGAAACAGCAGUCUCUCCCGGUGCGUCCCAUCAUCCCUCUGAUCGCCCGCAUUUCAGACCAGAAUGCAUCUGGAGCUCCACCCAUGACGGUGAGAGAGAAGACCCGAUUGGAUAAGUUCAAGCAGCUGCUGGCGAGUCCCAACACCAACCUGGAGGACUUACGAAAGCACAGCUGGUCAGGGAUCCCACGAGAAGUACGCCCUAUCACUUGGAGACUUCUAUCAGGCUACCUGCCAGCUAAUAUGGAGCGUAGGGAGCUGGUUCUCCAAAGGAAGAGAGAGGAGUACUUUGGCUUCAUCGAGCAGUAUUAUCACUCCAGAACAGACGAGCACCACAGAGACACCUACAGACAGAUUCACAUCGAUAUCCCCAGAACGAAUCCACUGAUUCCUUUGUUCCAGCAGCCGCUAGUACAGGAGGUGUUUGAGAGGAUCCUGUUUAUCUGGGCUAUCCGACAUCCAGCCAGCGGCUAUGUACAGGGCAUCAAUGACCUCGUCACUCCCUUCUUUGUCGUCUUCCUCUCAGAGUUUGUGGAGGAGGACAUGGAGAACUUUGAAAUGGCUGCUCUGCCUUUGGAAACACAACGCAACAUCGAAGCCGACAGCUUCUGGUGUAUGAGCAAGCUGCUGGAUGGAAUCCAGGAUAAUUACACAUUUGCCCAGCCUGGUAUUCAGAAAAAAGUGAAGGCUUUGGAGGAGCUUAUCAGCAGAAUUGACGAGGACAUGCACCUGCACAUUCAGAAGUGCGAGGUUGAGUACCUGCAGUUCGCUUUCCGCUGGAUGAACAACCUGCUGAUGAGGGAGCUACCGCUACGCUGCACAAUCCGCCUAUGGGACACAUACCAGGCCGAGUCAGAGGGUUUCUCGCAUUUCCACCUGUACGUCUGUGCAGCUUUCCUCAUCAAGUGGAGAAAAGAGAUCAUCUCCAUGCUGGACUUCCAGGGUCUGCUGAUGCUCCUACAGAACCUACCCACGAUACACUGGGGCAACGAGGAGGUGGGUUUACUCCUGGCCGAAGCCUACAGACUUAAAUACAUGUUCGCUGACGCUCCCCGCCACUACAAAAGAUGAGGACAUAAUAACGAACACGAUGAAGUGGCCCGACCCACACACUGCGCUCUCUCUGUCUUUCUGUCUCGUCUACAUCGCAGAUGCGUUUCUUCAAUCUUCUUUUUUUUACUUCAGACUGGAUGAUCGAGUAGAAAUCUAGAAAUCCAGCCUACUCAACACCGGGCUGAACGUAUGAAUGGAAUGAAGUCAAGGUCAAAAGUUCCAGCACUGCAAAUGAUCUCAGUAACUUCUACAUCUCAUCCUCAGGUGUUUUUUUUAAUAACCACAGCUCGGAUUGAACUUCUUCCUUUUUUUUUUCUUUUCCUCCAGACGAUAUUAAGUUUUAACAUCAACUCUUACCACUCCAUGAUGUGUGUGUGUGUGUGUGUGUGUGUGUGUGUGUGUUUGUGUGCUGUGUUUUUUUUUUUUUGUCUUUAUUUAAUUCCCUCUGUUUUAAUGACACUGUGGAGUCACUGGACCUGUUUAUCUCGCCAUCAUUGCUGGCAGAUGUCAGAGCCAUUUGCAGAAAUCUGGGUGAUCUAUCGUUCGAUCGACACUGGAUUCGACCGAUCUGAUUUCGUAGCUAGUUUCAGACGGGCAGCUAGAAUAUGAAUUUUUUUUUUUGUUGCUUGCUUGUUUGAUUAAAAAAAAAAAAAAAACGAAGAAAAAAAAAACGAACCACAUCAGAUCAGAUUUUAAGCCGGUGUCAUGAAGACAUCUUUGACACCAUUCUGACACAAUGAGCCUCAAUAUUCAGCAUUAUCUAGUUUAUGUUAGUUAAUGUUUAAAUAACUAGCAAUGCUCCUAUUUAGCUUAUUUCAUUUAAGGAGCAAAAUCUAUCAGUUUUAGUGAAACCGCAUCCAAAACGUCUUUAAAAUGUCGGAUAUUCUCGCCGUUUCUUGCCACAUUUAACACGGGCGUCGACAAAACAAAUCAAAUCCUGCCCUCACUUGUGUUAUAACAGCUAUAACAGUUAUAAGAAGGCCUCUACUUAAUAAUUGACAAGCCUAUAUAAAUAAAUUAACUAACUAAUGAAUAAAUAAAGAAAUAAAUGCAGUCUCCAUCCUAACGAAAACCUGCAAUCUUGUUUAAUUCAGACUGUUACAGAGUACAGAAAACUUGAUCAACAGUUGUUACACACGUUUUUUUUUUUAAUACAUUUAUUCAGAGAAUUUCCCCAAAAUGAUUUCUCUCCCUGUUCCAUGUGUUAUAAAAGAAACGAUAGCAUAUGUAAAAAAAACACCAAAAAAAAAACGUUUUAUUCCAGAUUCCAAACUUCGAUUGGAAGCUAGCACGAGUAGCUCGAUUUUUCUUUCGUUUUCUUAACAAUUAAAAAAAAUGGUUGUACUUUUAGUCUAGUGCUGAAUUAAUGUCAGUUAACUAUCACGUACCAAGUAGACUGUUACAGUGAAGUCAGUGAAGAAGUCCAGAUGACAUCAGAGUUAGCCGACGGGACGACGUCAUGUCAGGAUAACAACACUAGCUAGUUUUAUGAAUUGGAAAAAGUCAGCUACUUUUUUUUUUUGUUGUUAAUGUUUUGUCUUAUUUCCGCUACUCAGCAUGUAAACAGAUGUGUUGUCGCUAUAGGAACCGGAUUUGGAUUCGGAAGCAUGUGUGACUACAGUCAGUACUAAAAAAAACAAAAAAAAAAAACAAGAAAAUAGGUUUGAUCUCAUGUAAUUUGCAGCACGGACACUCGGGCUUAAAAAUCGGAUUUAAGAAAAUAAAUUAGAUUUGCAAGGCCGUCUGAUAUAUUUGAAGGUUCUGUAGCUUGGCGUAAAGCGCCUGCAUAUUGCACAAAAGAUCAAAUGAAAAUUUAAUAUUAAUAUAAAUAUUAAAAAGGGUUCUGCUUCUCCUGUGGUGGAACUUCAGAAACGACUAGCGAGCGCAGACCGCUGAAGUCAGACCGUGGUGAAAUAUUAAUGACAUGUUUGUAGCGAGCGAGGCGGUCUAAUGCGAGGUUGUGUUAUGCAAGUAGAUGGUAUAAGGAGAAGAAAAGAGUAAAGAAAAAAAAAAACAUCUGUCAG
Messenger RNA from Tachysurus fulvidraco (yellow catfish), 3747 nucleotides. RefSeq names its product TBC1 domain family, member 22B (gene tbc1d22b). Gene Ontology annotation, biological process: activation of GTPase activity. Lineage: Eukaryota; Metazoa; Chordata; Actinopteri; Siluriformes; Bagridae. The coding region runs from base 200 to 1741 and encodes 513 amino acids. The record is from RefSeq and is a predicted model, not a curated record. The transcript is spliced from 13 exons. Gene Ontology annotation, molecular function: GTPase activator activity.